Molecule: messenger RNA, 817 nt
Organism: Coregonus clupeaformis (lake whitefish)
Lineage: Eukaryota; Metazoa; Chordata; Actinopteri; Salmoniformes; Salmonidae
Product: fibroblast growth factor 16
Biological process (GO): positive regulation of gene expression; positive regulation of endothelial cell chemotaxis to fibroblast growth factor; fibroblast growth factor receptor signaling pathway
Cellular component (GO): cytoplasm
Molecular function (GO): growth factor activity; fibroblast growth factor receptor binding
Source: RefSeq, a predicted model, not a curated record
AUGAUAGGGUACGGAGGGUACGGGAGGACGGAGGGAAUCGGGAGGGUAUCGGAGGGUACGGGAGGGUACGGGAGGGUACGGGAGGGUAUCGGAGGGUACGGGAGGGUACGGGAGGGUACGGGAGGUAUCGGAGGGUACUGGGGAGGUACGGGAGGGUACCGGAGGGUACGGGAGGGUACGGGAGGGUACGGGAGGGUAAGGGAGGGUAUUGAGGGUACGGGAGGGUAUGGGAGGGCAUCGGGAGGGUACGGGAGGUAUCGGAGGGUACGGGAGGUACGGGGAGGGUACCGGAGGGUACGGGAGGGGUACGGGAGGGUAUCGAGGGUACGGGAGGGUACCGGAGGGUACGGGAGGGUACGGGAGGAUUUCGGGCACCUUAAAGGGAUUCUGCGGCGGAGGCAGCUGUACUGUCGAACCGGCUUCCAGCAGAUAUUCCCCAACGGGACCGUGUACGGGACAAGACAGGACCACAGCAGAUUCGGUAUCCUAGAGUUCAUCAGUCUGGCUGUAGGGCUGGUCAGCAUUAGAGGAGUGGACGCAGGACUCUACCUGGGCAUGAACGAGAGAGGAGAGACCUCUAUGGUGGGGAGCCAGAAGUUAACAGCUGAGUGUGUGUUCAGAGAGCAGUUUGAGGAGAACUGGUACAACACAUACGCCUCCACGCUCUACAAACACAACGACACCGGACGCUUCUACUACGUAGCGCUUAACAAGGACGGCUCGCCGCGGGAGGGGGGGCGGACUAAGAAACACCAGAAACUGACGCACUUCUUGCCUCGGCCUGUGGAGCUGGAGAAGAUCCCCCAGGCUUACAGAG